CAGCCCAGCCAGGGACGCGGAUGCGGUCGGUGCACGUUCCCAAGUUGCCGCCCUGCUUUGCUUUGCUGGUCGUCGUCUCCCUCACGCCUCCGCCAAAGCCUACCAGCGUCGACCUUUCACUUGCUAGCAGAUCAUCGUGUUCGCCGCCGCCCCCUCCACCCAAACCCUGACAACCCGAUCGAAUCAAAACCAAGCUGCCCACCAAAAUUGGCACCCCAAAACUAUGCGAAAUUCCCCGAGAUCCUAACCCAAACCUAGCAGAUCACUCCAACCCAACCCCCGGACAAGAGAUGAGCCUAUCGCCGCUCGACUCCUCCUCGCCGGCGGCGGCGGAGGUCCCGCUCGCCCCGGGCUUCCGCUUCCACCCCACCGAUGAGGAGCUCGUCUCCUACUACCUCCGCCGCCGCGUCCUCGGCCGCCGCCUCCGCGUCGACGCCAUCGCCGAGAUCGACCUCUACCGCCUCGAGCCCUGGGACCUCCCCUCCCUCUCCCGCAUCCGCAGCCGCGACGCCCAGUGGUACUUCUUCGCCCGCCUCGACCGCAAGCUAACCGGGGCCGGUGCGGGGGGCCGCGGCGGCCCGGGGAACAGGACCAACCGCGCCACGCCGCGGGGCUACUGGAAGACCACGGGAAAGGACCGCGAGGUGUACCACCGCGGGAAGCCGGCGGGGAUGAAGAAGACGCUCGUGUUCCAUGCCGGGAGGGCGCCCAAGGGGGAGAGGACCAACUGGGUCAUGCACGAGUACCGACUCCUCGACGCAGACGGACCACAGGAUCUGCAUGUGGUGUGUAGAAUCUUCCAGAAAGUUGGGUCUGGACCAAUGAACGGAGCGCAGUAUGGUGCACCUUACAUGGAAGAGGAAUGGGAAGAAGAAGAUGAUGCAAUUGAGAAUGAACCUGCCAGUGGUGCGUCGGCAGAAGUGGCUGCACUCACAGAUACUGCAGACGAGGAGUCGAAUGAGGAGGAUGAGAAUGGAUAUUGUAAAACCAAUGAGCUUGCUCAAGCCCGUAAAGUGCUCAACCCACCAGAGAUGCCUCCACUCCAAGCUCAAGGUUUUGAAGAGACCAGUGACGGAGGCUACGCUGAUGGUGUUAUUUCUCUCGAAGAAAUCUUGCAGGAACCUUUGUCAACUGUUAGUGCGGAGAAUAUAUGCACAUCUGAAGCGCAGAAUGCUAUCGAUGAUAACUUCAGUGUUGCUGAUUUAUCAGGAUACCCCAGGAAAGAUGAUGGCUAUGUAGGUCAGAAUGGCACUAUGAAUUGGAGUGACCCAGCAAAUGGUGAUGACACUUGUUGGCCUUUGAGAGCAUAUAGUAAUCAGAACUAUGUCAAUGGGACUCUUAGUGCUGAGGAGUUAUUCGACACAGGGAAUGAUAACAUUGGGAAUGCAUAUUCAGAUCAGCAGCAAAAUUGCCAUCAGGAGUACCAGAACCUGGACUCGCAAUCUGAUGGUUUUCCAGCACCUCAGCAAGUGGAUGGCAAUAUGGUGUUUCACGAUGCUACAUCUGAUCACAAGUGGGUGGAUGGAAAUGACGACUUUGUAUAUUUGAACGACCUCCUCAAUGAGCCACUUGGAAAUCAAUCACUCUUUGAUGGAGAUGAUUUGAUGGCUUAUUUUGAUGCCACGGAAAAUGAUUUCAAGUAUGACAUUUUGGGUCCCCCUGAGAAUUCUAAUUAUCAACUUACAGACAUGUCGAACUUUGCCCAAAAGGGUGAUAACAAGGAUAAGUUUACAUUUGAUGGUAUCUCCAAGGCUUCAGUUGCACAAUACGGUGCAUCUUCAUCUGGUUCCCAUGAGGAUCUGUAUCCAGAUACUGCAGUACCAGAUGCGCUAAUGGAUGACGCCGCUGACAAAACUUUUGGAAAGCGUCUUGCCAACAUGUUGGGCUCAAUCCCAGCUCCACCUGCAAUGGCUUCAGAAUUCCCUCCAACCACGGGAAAAUCUGUUGGCCCACUCUCUGGUGCCAACCCGAGCUCGAUUCGCGUUACCGCCGGCAUCAUCCAACUUGGUGGCCUCACCUUUACUGGCAGUUCCGAGCGCUGCCCCUUGCAGAAGAAUGGAGACUUGAGUUUGCUUCUGUCUUUCACCAUGGAGAGCGACGUGUCAUCCAAGCCUGUUGAUUUCGAGCAGGCUACACAGAUAAGCACAGUCCCGAUGGUGCUGCGCAGCGGCUUCUAUCUCUUCUUUGUCUCAGCCAUGAUUCUCAUGUUGAGCUACAAAAUAGGGUCGUGUAUCUACAGCAGCAAUAAAUUCUUGGACUGGAGAAGUUAGCGAUGGACGCAUUUGAUGCGGAGACCUUGUGCUUCAUCUGGGACAUGUACUGUAACUAUUUUUCUGUUACACUGGGAGGUUGGGGGCCCUUAUUAUUGUAACCUAAUUUAACAGCGAUGCCUUCUCCUUCUCUAGUUUGGAAGACCACCAUUGUUAAUAAGCCCCUCACGCAGGGAGGGUACCCAGUCGAUUAUCAGAAGUUUCCCUUAUUGUGU
This is a messenger RNA of Phragmites australis (common reed), 2485 nucleotides long. RefSeq names its product NAC domain-containing protein 78-like. NCBI's taxonomy places the organism in Eukaryota, Viridiplantae, Streptophyta, Magnoliopsida, Poales, Poaceae. Gene Ontology annotation, molecular function: DNA binding. The record is from RefSeq and is a predicted model, not a curated record. Gene Ontology annotation, biological process: regulation of DNA-templated transcription. The transcript is spliced from 6 exons. The coding region runs from base 291 to 2270 and encodes 659 amino acids.